CGCUAACAAAACAAAAAAUUGGUGGGAAAUGAUGGAGGUAAGUAAGAAGUGACACGAUGCCGGGAAAUACUAGUAGUUCAGCACACAAAAAGCGCAUUCGGAUCCAAGACGUGUCAGAUAGUGAGGAUAGUGCAUGCAGAAACAGCUCCGACUCGGAUGACGAGGUCGUUCACAGUGCCAAGAAGAAAAGCAGAAGACUGCAGCUAUCUGACGACGACGAAGAAGAAAAGGAAAAUAGACAGUCUGAUGAAGAUGGAGGAGAACCAGAAGAGGAUGAUUCACACAGAAAAAGCUCUCGGAUCAACUUAAUGGAAGGAAGAAAGCGCAGACAAUCUUUGGUGUUUGAAAAACUAAAGACACCAAAGCGAGAAAGAUUAGAAGCUGUUGGUAAAGAUGACAGUGACCAUGAUGAACCUGAUGAAAGUGACUAUAACAGAAUAAAAACCAGUGAAGAUGACACCGAUGAAGACAGUCAGUCAGGUUUUAUAGUGUCUGAUACAGAAGAAAUUGAAAUAGAAGAGGAAGGGGAGGAAGAAAAGGAAGAGAUUUCUCCAACAAAAAAAGUUUCUUUGAAGCACAGCAAAAAGCCAGUGAUAGAUGAUGAUGAGGAUGAAGAAAAAGAUGAGAAUGGUGGAGCAGAAGUCAGUGAUUCAGAUAGCAUAAAGAUGCUUUCGUCUAGUUCUGACCCAGAAUCUGAUGCAUCAGAUGAAGAAGACAACUUCACAGACAUCCACAAGACCGCUGAGAUGCCUUGGAAGACCACGCUGACCACCUAUGAAGCAUUCAUGUUGGUUUUGGAGAUGUUACUUAAUGCUGUAUUCGAUCCUGAAUUUUUACAUCCUUGGAAUCUGGAAAAUCAUAAUUCUGUCAUUCGCCCUGCGUUCCAGAAGAUUUCUGAUGAAGUUCAUGCCAGGAAAGUCAUAGUGGACAGCCAGGCCUGGGGCAGGGCAUACAGGGAAGCUCUGGAGAGCCAUCCUCGUAUGAAAGAAAGCGAUUUAAGUUAUUCAACAACCGAUUGUGAGGCUUGCAACCGUAGAGAUCAUCCUGCCACAAGGGACAUCUUGUUUACAGGGAACAUGUAUGACGAGGUCACAUUACAACCUUUGGGGGAGGAAGAGGAACAGGAAAGUGACAGCAGUGACAGUGGAGAAGAAAAGUACAGGGGGGAUAAUCCAGCCAAUGGGUCCAUCUUUGAGGUUGGAAGGCACUGUGCCACAAGGUCGUCUCUGUACCACUGUUUAUAUCACUACAAAUAUGACUUGAUGGUGGCUUGUAGAAAAAAGGUGAAAAAGAUGCAGAAGAGGUUCCCUGAUGAUGAAUCCAGUGACAUUAUUAUCAAAUGCAUGGGUGACAAGUUAUGGAUAGAAGACCAAUUUAAAUUCCUACAGUCAUGUCUAAAUGCUGCAGAGCAGUACACUGAAGAUGCCAAACCCGAUUCAAGUAAUUUGGGCAAAAGAUGGCGCCCACGUACAAGAGUAGGAGGAUUAGGGUUCAGAUAAAGUUGUGUCAAGAAAGAUACACUUACAUGACAAUUAAAAAAAAAAACAGUGUUUAAUACUAUUACAUCUUAUAAGCUCUGUAGUAUAAUCAGACAUUCAGUUGAUACAACAAAUGUUUGCUAGUUUUUUUUUUUUUUUUUU
Molecule: messenger RNA, 1640 nt
Organism: Lingula anatina
Lineage: Eukaryota; Metazoa; Brachiopoda; Lingulata; Lingulida; Lingulidae
Cellular component (GO): nucleus
Source: RefSeq, a predicted model, not a curated record